Molecule: messenger RNA, 1032 nt
Organism: Carlito syrichta (Philippine tarsier)
Lineage: Eukaryota; Metazoa; Chordata; Mammalia; Primates; Tarsiidae
Gene: PON1
Product: paraoxonase 1
Exons: 8
Coding region: 197-1003 (268 amino acids)
Cellular component (GO): extracellular region
Molecular function (GO): aryldialkylphosphatase activity; arylesterase activity
Source: RefSeq, a predicted model, not a curated record
UCCCCACAGAACACGAUUUAAUGCUUUGCGAGAAGUAAAACCUGUGGAACUUCCUAACUGCAACUUGGUUAAAGGAGUCGAAAUCGGCUCAGAAGACUUGGAGAUACUGCCUAAUGGAGUGACUUUCAUUAGCUCUGGACUAAAAUAUCCUGGAAUAAAGAGCUUUGAUCCUGAUAAGCCUGGACAAAUACUUCUGAUGGACCUGAAUGAAGAAGACCCAGCAGCGUUGGAAUUGAAGAUCACCGGGAGCAACUUUGAUUUAUCUUCAUUUAACCCUCAUGGGAUUAGCACAUUCACUGAUGAAGAUAAUGUCGUGUACCUGCUGGUGGUGAACCAUCCAGACCUCCAGACCACGGUGGAGUUGUUUAAAUUUCAAGAGGAAGACAAAUCACUCUUGCAUCUAAAAACCAUCAGACACAAACUUCUGCCGAGUUUGAAUGACAUUGUUGCUGUGGGACCUGAACACUUUUAUGCCACAAACGAUCACUACUUUGUUGACCCCUACCUACGCUCCUGGGAGUUAUAUCUGGGAUUAGCGUGGUCGUAUGUCGUCUACUACAGUCCAGAUGAAGUCCGAGUGGUGGCAGAAGGAUUGGAUUUUGCCAAUGGAAUCAACACGUCCCCUGAUGGCAAGCACGUCUAUAUCUCCGAGUUGCUGGCUCACAGGAUUCACGUGUAUGAAAGGCAUGCUAACCAGACGCUGACUCCAUUGAAGUUCCUCGACUGUGACACACUCGUGGAUAACAUAUCCGUGGACCCCGUGACGGGGGACCUGUGGGUUGGAUGCCAUCCCAAUGGCAUAAGGAUCUUCAUCUAUGACCCAGAGAAUCCUCCUGCAUCAGAGGUCCUUCGAAUCCAGAACAUUUUAACAGAAGAACCCAAAGUGACAGUGGUUUACAAAGAGAAUGGCACCGUGUUGCAAGGUAGCACGGUUGCCUCCGUGUACAAAGGGCAGCUGCUGGUUGGCACGGUCUUCCACAAGGCCCUGCACUGUGAGCUCUAGCUGGCGACUCGCAGCCGUGCCUGGAAGCU